Messenger RNA from Temnothorax curvispinosus, 1049 nucleotides. It is a transcript of the gene Vps2, whose product is annotated as charged multivesicular body protein 2a. NCBI's taxonomy places the organism in Eukaryota, Metazoa, Arthropoda, Insecta, Hymenoptera, Formicidae. The coding region runs from base 363 to 1049 and encodes 228 amino acids. The transcript has 5 exons. The record is from RefSeq and is a predicted model, not a curated record. Gene Ontology annotation, cellular component: multivesicular body; ESCRT III complex. Gene Ontology annotation, biological process: endosome transport via multivesicular body sorting pathway; late endosome to vacuole transport; protein transport.
CGCUGCGACGAUAACCUCUCUGGAGUCCGAAAUCUCUCGGGAAAUAUCCAAUCCAGUCACGGCAGUCGCUUCUUGAUCCAUGAUUAUUGGUCGCCAGGGUUGUAUGUAUAUACGUGAUCUGCAGUAAUCUUGAGUAAUCUGUCAAAAGGGCGCUAACGCCGUUCGUGAUGUCAUUCUCGGUACCGCCUGAGGUCCGCGUGAAUUUCUCGAGGUAGAACGAGAUACGCAUCAACGGGAAUAUCUGGUGAAGUCGCAGGUCGCAGGUUUCACGGCUCUGACGUUUAUGCGUCACUGCCCGAAUAACGGGUAAAUAUUGGAGAUAUCGACAUCUCCGAAGUAACGAGGUGUCUUCAAGCACCAGCAUGGAGUGGUUAUUCGGCAAGCGUAUCACGCCUGAGGAAAUGCUCAGGAAGAACCAAAGAGCAUUGAACAAGGCGAUGCGGGAUUUGGAUCGGGAAAAAAUGAGGAUGGAGCAGCAGGAGAAGAAAAUUAUUGUCGAUAUAAAGAAACUUGCGAAAGACGGGCAAAUGGACGCUGUGAAAAUUAUGGCUAAAGAUCUGGUCAGGACGAGACGUUACGUGAAGAAGUUUAUGCUGAUGAAGGCAAAUAUUCAAGCCGUGUCGUUAAAGAUACAAACCCUACGUUCUCAGAAUACGAUGGCACAGGCGAUGAAAGGAGUGACCAAAGCGAUGCAAAAUAUGAACAAACAAUUAAACCUACCACAAAUACAGAAAAUAUUACAAGAAUUCGAAAAGCAGUCGGAGAUAAUGGACAUGAAGGAAGAAAUCAUGAACGACGCGAUAGACGACGCGAUGGAGGAUGAGGGAGACGAGGAAGAAAGCGAUGCUGUGGUCUCUCAAGUGUUGGACGAGCUGGGUCUGCAGUUGACGGAUCAACUCUCCGGGCUACCACAAGCGUCCGGAUCACUGAGCGUAGCCGGCUCUAAGCAGCCGGUCGCCGCCGCGGCGGGCAACGAGGGCGACGGGGGCAAUCUCGCGGACGCCGACGCGGACCUACAGGCCAGACUCGAGAAUCUGCGACGCGAAUAA